AUGAAGCUUUCAGCGCUGCUCGCAGUUUCCGCGUUUCUUGCAGAGGGAAUCCUUGCACUCAAUUGCAAGGAUGGAUUGAAUUACUGUGGCAGGUCGAUCAUGCUCAAGAACCCCGAUAAUGACGAAGAAUAUUCUGACAAUGAUCUUGUUCAUUGCGUGAAUGGAAACGGACCCAACUACCUCUAUCGUGAGGAGGUAUGCUAUGGGGGAUGCAUCGAGGCCCCCGACGGCAAGAGUGACUACUGUACGCCAUUUGCCGGAUUCAUCGUGACCACUGCUACAGAAAACUGCAUCAAAUUAGCGGAUGCCUCUCAUCGCUCCUCGGUCGAAACAGCCGAGAAAAAACCAAAAUCUGUAGCUAAGAUCUUGCUUCUGGAAGCUGAUAUCAGGUAUUUCCAUACAAUGGCUGUCUGCACGCUUCUUUCAGGGGGCGCAAACAAAGGCAAAAGCGGCGAGGCGCUCUGGAAGCAGACGGUGGAUUUCUAUGCGAAGACGACAGAUAGGCUCCAAAAUGAUUUGAAUGAGCUGAAGAAGGAACAAAAGAACUAG
Molecule: messenger RNA, 549 nt
Organism: Penicillium argentinense
Lineage: Eukaryota; Fungi; Ascomycota; Eurotiomycetes; Eurotiales; Aspergillaceae
Exons: 3
Coding region: 1-549 (182 amino acids)
Source: RefSeq, a predicted model, not a curated record